ACUUUCGGUCAGGGGGAUAUUCCUGUGCUCUAGAGCCUGUCCUUUCCUGUAAAUCACGGGUGACUGUGUCUGGCAUUAAAGGCGACUGGUUCAAGGCGUUCAGGGGUGGAGCCUUCCGCCCGGAUGCCCAGCCAAAGCAAUAGUGGUUGCGGAUGCCGGGCGUCUGCUGCGGAUUUAGGGUCUUCCAAGUGUCGGAUUGUUGCUGAAUCGCUAGGACUGUCCCAGAGCCUGGCCUCGACUGUGUCCUCGGGUGGAUUCUCACCGUGUCCUCAGCCGGAAGGAGGCAACGGAGGCUGCGCGUCGCGGAGGCUUCCGGUCAGCGACAUCCGACCCCUCCCCUCCCGCAGUCCCAACCAGACGGGGCGCGGGGACCAUGGGGGCCUGGACCUCCAGGGCCCGGGUCCCCAAGCCGGAGCUCGGCCCGCAGGAGACGCUGGACCUGAGCCGCCUGCCCCCGGAGCUGCUGCUGCUGGUGCUGAGCCACGUGCCCCCGCGCUCGCUGCUGUCGCACUGCCGCCGGGUGUGCCGCGCCUGGCGCGCCGCGGUGGACGGCCAGGCCCUGUGGCUGCUGGUGCUGGCCCGGGACGGCAGCGCCGCGGGCCGCGCCUUGCUGACGCUGGCCCGCCGCUGCCUGCCCCCGGCCCGCGAGGGCGUGCCCUGCCCGCUGGGCCAGUUCUGUGCGCGGAGACCGAUAGGACGCAACCUCAUCAGCAACCCCUGCGGCCAAGAAAUCCUAAUGCCUCAGUUUCCCUGGUGCUGCGCGUACCCCCACGUGAGCCUUGUCUUUACUUCGCAGAAGGCCUGCGCAAGUGGAUGGUGCAGCAUGGUGGGGAUGGCUGGGUGGUGGAGAAGAACAUGAAAGCCGUGCCUGGCGCCCCCUCGCAGACCUGCUUCGUGACUUCCUUCAGCUGGUGUCGCAAGAAGCAGGUCGUGGACCUGGAGGAGAAGGGUCUGUGGCCAGAGCUGCUGGACAGCGGUGGCGUGGAGAUCGCAGUCUCUGACUGGUGGGGAGCUCGGCACGACAGUGGCUGUAAGUACCGUCUCCUUGUCAAGCUUCUUGAUGCUCACCAGAACGUCCUCGAUAAGUUCUCAGCUGUGCCAGACCCCAUUGAGCAGUGGAACAACAAUAUCUACCUGCAGGUCACCCAUGUGUUCUCCAGCAUCAGGAGGGGCGUCCGUUUCGUGUCUUUUGAACACUGGGGCCAGGACACCCAGUUCUGGGCUGGCCAUUAUGGGGCCAGAGUGACCAACUCCAGCGUGAUCGUGCAAAUCUGUCAGUCCUAGUCAAACGCCACCACCUUUUGUCGGGAUAGCCUGACUGUGCCUUCCAGGGGCUGGGGCUGCUGACUGGAAUCCUUCACAAAUCAAGCGCUCAGACCUUCCUGGCACGUGUAACUCUAGGAUCCGGUGGAGGGUCCUGCUUGGCCUCGUUCAGGAGGCCUCCAUCAGAUCUGCCCGUUUCUGCUCCUUGGGUAGAGCGAGGGUGGGGGGCUGUCCAGGUGCCCAAGUGCAUGCUCAUCACAGGGAGGUCAUAAGCUGCCUGUUUCAUUUAGUCUCUCACGCCCUUUCCUCAGCAUUGGCCCCACCCUUUUUUGAGACAGGCUCUCGAGUAUCCCAGCUGGCUGAAAACUAAGGAUAACUGUCGCUUCCUGCCUUUGCCUCUCAAGUGCUAGGAUCACAGGCAUGCGCCACCGACACCCAGGUCUGUGCGAUGCUGGGGAGGAGCCCAGGGCUUGGUGCAAGCCAGGCAUGCUCACCAGCUAAGCUGCAUCCCCAGGACUGCCUUCUUGUCACCUCGGUUCUGCCUCAGGGACUCCCUUUGUCCCUCCACUCGUGUGAACUUACCGCUAGCAAAAUUCCAACUCCCAUGUGAACCCACACUCACACCGUUACACCCAGGGCUCCUCAUUGAAGGGUAUUAUCUGCCCACAGAUAGUCUCCAAACAAUGAGGAAGUGCCUCGAGCCCCGGCCCUGAUCCUCAGGGACCUCUAUAAUUGUGUAAUAUUUAAAGUUAUUUAUCAUUUUCUCAAACAGUGAGAGAAUAAUAGUAUACCGGCAAUAUCUGUCUGCCAAUUGCACUGUAAUAAAUUGAUUAUUUUGCCUAAA
This is a messenger RNA of Mesocricetus auratus (golden hamster), 2107 nucleotides long. It is a transcript of the gene Fbxo27, whose product is annotated as F-box protein 27. Gene Ontology annotation, biological process: glycoprotein catabolic process; SCF-dependent proteasomal ubiquitin-dependent protein catabolic process. Bases 124 to 1284 code for a protein of 386 amino acids. Gene Ontology annotation, cellular component: cytoplasm; SCF ubiquitin ligase complex. NCBI's taxonomy places the organism in Eukaryota, Metazoa, Chordata, Mammalia, Rodentia, Cricetidae. Gene Ontology annotation, molecular function: protein binding; ubiquitin protein ligase activity. The record is from RefSeq and is a predicted model, not a curated record. The transcript is spliced from 6 exons.